ACGAUUGCUCAACUGAAAUAAAAAUAAAACUCGUAGAGAGUCAAUUAUCAAUCGGUCUAUGAAAGAAGAACAGUCAUUUGAGAUUUUCUGAGAGCACUGUUAACGUCGUGUUUCAUCGAAAAAGGCAUUCAAUAAAAGUUAUCAAACGGAGCUCGCAUUGUUGCCAUUUCAUGUGUUGUAAAAGUGUUGUAUGUCAUUCUGCAAAUAUUACUGAUUUCAUUUUCGAUAAAAUAUAAUUUAUUAUUUUUCAAUAACAGAACGCUCUCUCUGUUAAGGAUACUCUAUGAGUUACUAAGAUGAUCCAGAUGAAUCAUCAAUUUUCUGUCAAAAAUGUCCAAAGAUCUCCAAUUGAAUCUUUGAAAUUAUCAACUCUAUUGAUUGUUCAAGUGAUACAAGUUUUUUCAUCACGUAAAUUUAACUGCAGAGGUUAUGAUAAUGUCAAUUGAUAAGUACUAGUAUUAGGCAGUACUCCAAAACUUCAAUGAGCCAGAUAUAACAAAAGAUUAUAAAAGAAGAUUGUUUUUUUUUUUUUGCCAAAGGCAAGGUCUUGUAUUUAAGAAGAAAAAUGGAGAUACAAGAAAGAAUUGCUAAGAAAAGAUCUUUUAUGAAUACCAUGCGUCACAUACCAGAACGUAUAUCAGAAGGAGUUGAGCGAUUUUUUUAUGCUUUGGGAUCGAGAAUAGCUUUACAACCACAGAGAUGGUUGAUAGGAAGCGUUAUAAUUAUAAUAUUUUGUCUUAGUGGAUUGUAUUGGUUUCGACAAGAAAAGAAUCCACUGAAACUUUGGAUUCCUCCAAACUCUGAUUUCGUUCACGACACAGAGUGGUUUUUAUCGAACUUUGGAGAAGGACAAAGAGUACAGAAUAUCAUUUUAACUGGAGACGACAUCUUGCAAGCAGAGAUACUCGUUAAAUUGAAUGAAAUCAUAAAACAAGUGGUAUUGACUAAAGUUCCUGGUAUACAUGCACCUAUUUCGUGGACAGAUGUGUGCUUUAAAAUACCUUCAAUAAAGGGUCAUAUCCGAAAUAGAAGGAGUACGAAUUAUUUGGAUAAUGAGUUCUUCGAAGAAGAACCUUCUUUAGAUUUAAAUGAAAUAGUAUUUGAACCGGCUGUGCAUGCGGAUAGUGGACUAUAUUGCAGCAUAUAUGAUAGUUUACCGAGAGCUUGUUUUAUGUAUAACAUACUUGAUCUUUGGGAAUAUGACAGCAAUAAGAUCAACAAUCAAACAAAAGAAGAUAUCAUUAUGAGGAUAAAUACUGUUAAAGUCAGCCCCACUCUUGGUCAUCCUAUGAAUUUCACCGAUCUCCUAGGCGACGUUACAAGAGAUCAUGAUGGGAGAAUUGUAUCAGCCAAAGCACUUAAAACGCAGUUCAUGGUGCGCGUUAAUUUUUCAAACAUAAACAUGGACACAUCUGGAAAUGAUGCUGGAACAGCUGAUUGGGCGACGGAAGAAGCCUUGAGGUGGGAAUCAGGAUUUCUGCUUACUCUAAAAAAAGCUUCAAUAGAAUUACAAAAUUGGAAUAAUAAUCAUUAUCGAAAUGAGACGUUGGGAUUAUUUUAUGAAGCAGGUAGAAGUUUUGGAGACAUUAGUUCAUCUACCUUGUUUCAAGACAUAGACAAAUUAGCAAUAGGAAUAUUGUUGAUGUUCUUUUACGUUCAAUUGAUUCUUUCUAAUUUCAACUGGGUAGAAUGGAGGUUUUGCCUUACCGUGACUGGAUUACUUUGCGUUGGUGGUGCCUUUAUAAUAUCCAUUGGUGUAUGUUCAGCAAUUGGAAUUCCUUAUGGUCCAGUACAUACAUCCUUACCAUUUAUGUUACUGGGUCUUGGAAUAGACGAUUUGUUCGUAAUGAUGGCUUCUUGGAAGCAAAUACAUUCGCUCGAAGAAAAUAGAAAAAAAGCAUUACAUGAAAGGAUAGGUCUAGCAUUGGGUCAUGCGGGUUCUGCUAUUUGCAUCACAUCGUUUACCGAUGUCGUUGCAUUCAUUAUCGGUGCAUCAACGAUAUUACCAUCGCUCCAAUCAUUUUGUAUUUACGCUGCAGUCGGAGUUCUCGUCACGUUUUUAUUACAAAUCACAUUUUUCGUCGCUUUUUUUACCUUGGAUGCGAAACGUAUUCAACAGAAAAGAAAUGGUUUAAUACCUUGUAUAGUUCAUGAAAAUUAUGUUUCCAAAAUUGUCGAUCCCAACGAAACAUUCUCUACAAAAUUAAUAGAUCGCUUCUAUUCAAAGAUCGUUCUAACUGUACCUGGAAAGUUAUCUAUUCUACUGAUCACGAUAAUAGCAGCAUCGGUAGGUGCAAUUGGCUCGUAUCAAUUGGAACAAUGGUUUGAUCCAAUAUGGUUUUUACCAAAAGAUUCUCAUUUGAGCAACUACAUAGUUGCAAGGAAUCAAUACUUUUCUCAUAGAGGUCACAGUGCUUACGUUUUUAUUGGUGACAUUGAUUAUCCGUCUGAAUUCUCGAAAAUAAUGACGCUUGCUUCAAAUUUGAAGAAUUUAUCAUCAGUGGAGAAGGUCGAUUCUUGGCCAGAGGAUUUUGCACAUUUUGUGCAGACAUUUUAUCAAGCAGAUUUAACAACGAACAAAAUCAAAAAGGAAGAUUUUCAACGAUAUUUAUCGAAAUUUCUCUUUAGUCGUAUGGGUGGAAAAUAUCAAAUGAACUUUCACUUCGAUGGAAAACUCAAGUGCGGAGAAGACGCACCUCGGAUUUUAAUUGCGACUAUGGAAUUCUUUUUUAUCAAAUUUACCGGUCCUCACCAAUGGAUUCCAGCGAUGGACGAUACUAAACAAAUUGCGAGAGAAACUGGGAUCAAUGGAUUCGUGACGGUUUGGAGUAAAGUAUUUAGUACUUGGGUGACUGAUAAAUUGAUUGCACAGGAAGUCUUGCGAAAUAUUAUUCUAGCACUUAUUUGUGUAAUGGGUACUACCGCGGUUCUGAUAGCAGAACCUCAAACAUGUUUCUGGAUCUUGUUGUGCGUACUUCUGACGCUUCUUAAUGUUUGUGGAUUUAUGUAUUUCUGGGGAUUGACAAUAGACAUAGUUUCAUGUAUAGGUUUAGAGUUAGCGGUUGGUUUGAGUGUGGAUUAUGCCGCACACGUGGCACAUGCUUUUCUGAAUGCCUCGUCAAAGGAAAAUAACAAUCAAGAUCGUAAAAUAAGAGCAUUGAUCGCAGUAAAACACAUUGGAGCUGCUGUGGCAUAUGGUGCUGGCUCAACAUUGUUAGCUCUCUCGAUGUUAGCUUUUUCGGAUGCCUAUGUGUUCCGUGCGUUUUUUAAAAUAUUCUUCUUAGUAAUAUUAUUUGGCCUUUGGCAUGGUUUGUUGCUCCUACCCAUCGUAUUGAGUACGGUGGGUCCACGAAGUCUUCGACAUAAUGACAAGCGACGUUCAAAUGAUUCCGAUGCGACGAGGGUAAUGGACGAAGAAGCUGAUAAGCCGUUGAACACGGAAACGGAAAAUUAAUUUCAUUAUAUUUUACAUAAUGAUAAAAUAUCUUUGUGUGUGUGUUUUUUUUUAUAGAUUCACCAAAGCUGUAAAUUUUUGCACUGCGCCCUAUUUUUUUCUUUAUCAAUAAUAUUUAUUUUUGGUUCAAUAAACAUACAAAAUUAUUA
Polistes dominula (European paper wasp) is the source of this 3603-nucleotide messenger RNA. RefSeq names its product patched domain-containing protein 3. Gene Ontology annotation, cellular component: membrane. Lineage: Eukaryota; Metazoa; Arthropoda; Insecta; Hymenoptera; Vespidae. The record is from RefSeq and is a predicted model, not a curated record.